AUGGCAUCGAAAGACCAGCAACAUGUUGAAAAUGGCGCCACGACACCGAAACAGGUCUUCUUUUUCGACAUAGACAACUGCUUAUACCCGAAGAGCGCCAAGGUCCAUGAUCUCAUGGCAGAUCUGAUAGACACCUACUUCCAGAAGCACCUCAACCUACCCAAGGAAGAGGCAGUGAGGCUGCACCAAGAGUACUAUACGAACUAUGGACUAGCCAUCGAGGGUCUCGUCCGACAUCACCAGAUUGAUCCUCUGGAGUACAACGCCAAAGUCGACGAUGCUCUGCCCCUGGACGGCGUCAUCAAGCCACGGCCGGAGCUCAAGAAGCUGCUUGAGGACAUCGACAGGAGCAAGGUCAGGCUGUGGCUCUUCACCAACGCCUACAUCAAUCAUGCCCACAGGGUCAUCCGCCUCCUCGGGAUCGAGGACAUAUUCGAGGGCGUGACGUACUGCGACUAUUCCAAGGUCCCGUUUGUGUGCAAGCCACAAAAAGAUGCGUAUGUGAAGGCAAUGAAGGAGGCCCGAGUCGAGAAGUGGGAGGACUGCUUCUUCGUUGAUGACAAUUAUGGCAACUGCGUCAAGGCCCAGGAAUUCGGAUGGAACACAGUACACCUUGUUGAAGACGAUGUCCCAAUUCCCAAGAAGCAGGCUUCAAAGUACCAAAUACGACACCUAGAGGAGCUGAGGACUAUUUUCCCACAGUUUUUCAAGAAGGCUUAG
Messenger RNA from Diaporthe citri, 720 nucleotides. RefSeq lists its product as uncharacterized. Lineage: Eukaryota; Fungi; Ascomycota; Sordariomycetes; Diaporthales; Diaporthaceae. The transcript is spliced from 4 exons. Gene Ontology annotation, molecular function: nucleotidase activity. The record is from RefSeq and is a predicted model, not a curated record. Gene Ontology annotation, biological process: nucleotide catabolic process; pyrimidine nucleobase metabolic process. Bases 1 to 720 code for a protein of 239 amino acids.